Molecule: messenger RNA, 2464 nt
Organism: Acanthochromis polyacanthus (spiny chromis)
Lineage: Eukaryota; Metazoa; Chordata; Actinopteri; Pomacentridae
Product: E3 ubiquitin-protein ligase TRIM39
Molecular function (GO): protein binding; zinc ion binding
Source: RefSeq, a predicted model, not a curated record
AUGUCUCUGUACAGCAGCUUUCUCCUGUCUGACGAGCAGUUCCAGUGCUCCAUUUGCCUGGAUGUGUUCGCCAACCCUUCAUCCACGCCGUGUGGACACAGCUUCUGCAUGGCCUGCAUCAACCGAUACUGGGACGGACUGAAGGUCUGCCAGUGUCCUCUGUGUAAGAAGACCUUCCAGAAGCGUCCAGACCUGCAGAUCAACGGCACGCUGAGAGAAAUCACCGAGCAGUUCAGUCUAUGAAAGGUGGAGGUGGAGGAGGAGGUGGAGGAGGAGGAGCUGGGAACGGAGAAGAGGGGAGGAAAGGGAGACGCAGUGAUACCGCGAGGAUUUAUACAACGAGCUGAAGAGGAGGCUGCCUCGGCCUCUGCCAAAGACUCCCGUGAUGCUGAGCAGUCCAUCCAUCUCUGCCUUGCUUCCACCGGUCACACCCUCACUGCUUCAUCGGUACCAAACUACAGUCCACUCGCUGAACUGACCAAUGCCAUCGCUCCUCCUCCACCUCCGUACCGCUUCAGCGGCCGCAGACGCUUCACUCUGAGCGGGGCUGAAAGCAGCCGGAGCCUCCCCAUCUGUGAGGUCCACCACCGAGGAACUACGCUUUAUUGCAGGACCGAUCAGAUGUGUAUCUGUCCUGAAUGUGAGGAAGAAGAUCAUCCAGAUCACGACGUAGUGACCGUGGAAUCAGAAUGGAUGUGUGUUCAGGUUCUGCUGAGUGGAUCAGAGCAGAAGAUCCAGGAGAUGAUCAGACAGAGACUCAGGAAGAUCGAUGAGAUCAGGACGUCUGUCAGUGAGCUGCAGCUGAAGGUGGAGCGGGAGACGGCGGGUAACGUCCGUCUGUUCUCCACGUUGGUGUCGGCCAUCGAACGCUCCCAGGCCGAGCUGAUGGAGGUGGUGGAGAUGAGCAGGAGGGCGGCGGAGCACCAGGCCGACACCAUGAUCCGGCAGCUGGAGCUGGAGGUGGAGGAGCUGAGGGGGAGGGAGACCGCCCUCGCCGAGCUCGCCCAAUCAGACGACUGCAUCCACUGUGUGAAGGUGGACGUUCCACACUGUCCAGCCCCUCCGCCAACCAAAGACUGGUCAGCUGCCUCAGUGAAGUCGGAUCUAGGAACUGGAACCAUCUACAGUCUCCUGGCUGUGCUGGUGGAAAAGUUCCAAGAAGAACUGAAGAACGUUUGCAGAAAACGGGAUGAAGAGGGUCCAGGAAUUGCUCUGGAUGUAACUCUGGACUGUAACACCGCUCACCCCAGACUGGUUCUGUCAGAGGACAUGAAGAUGUGAGAGGCUGUCCGGUGUGGAGAUAAACACCAGCUGCUGCCAGACAACCCAGAGAGGUUUGACCGAGUGGUGUGUGUGCUGGGGAGGGAGGCCAUCACUGCUGGACACUACUGGGAGGUGGAGGUUGGUGGGAAGACAGACUGGGAUCUGGGCGUGGCCAAACUGUCCAUCAACAGGAAGGGGAAGAUCGAAUACACUCCCAGUAACGGAUACUGGUUCCUCAGUCUGAGAGACAAGAAUAAAUACGCUUUCCGUACUGAACCGUCCACAGACGUCAACCUGAACCACCGGCCUCACAAGAUCGGGAUAUUUGUGGACUUUGAGAAAGGACAGGUGUCUUUCUACAACGUGGACGCUAGAAUCCACAUCUACACCUUCAACGUGACGUUCUCUGAGAGCGUCUUCCCGUUCUUCAGCCCCUGCACCAACAAAUCAGGGAAGAACGACAUUCCGCUCAUCAUCACACCAGUCAACAUCCAGGAAUGAUUUUACACUUUAUGGUUCUUCUGCUGCUGCUUUAUGACCUGCUCAUGUUUUAUAUUAAUAUAAAUAUUCAUCUGCGGCUCCUUAAAGUCUCUGUUGACUGUGAACAGUUUAUACUUUAAAGCUAAACAACAAACGUGAUCAUUUAUUAAAGCUAAACUUGCUUCCUUCGUUAUUCAAACAGCUUUUUAUCUCAGGAUGAGGAUUCAUGGUUUGAUCUUUGCUGUCUUGUUGACAACCUGACGAAAAGAUUGAUUCCACAUUCUUAUAUGUAAAGAAGUGAAGCUAUAUGCUAGCUAGCUCAGCAUAAAGUCUUGACAUUAGCAUGUAACAUUAAAAAUGUAAAACAAAGGGUACUAAUCUAUCAGCUGGGGGCUAAAAACAUGCUGUAAAAUAACAGAAAAUAACUAUGUCUGAUGAAAAUAAAAUCGUUUUCCGUCCUCAGAUGAUAAAUUUGGUUUUUUAAUGUUUACUUGUGUAUAAACUGUAGAUAGAUCUAUACAUAACUAGAGAAAUGACAUAUAUAAAAACAGUAUUUUGACAAAUUAUUGAUAUAAUACACCAAUAAAAGCACAUUUAUUCAACAUUUUAGUUGAAAAAUCUUCUGUAAUUAGAUAAGAAAUCUCUCAUUUAACAAAUAAAUCUGUGCAAAAUUACAGAACUAUAGAAGGAAAAUCAGUGAAAUAACAAAUUUGAAUGUAUU